AAUCCGUCAAAACAUUGGAGCAGGCCUGCUCUGUUAUCAACCAUCAGUUUCCAAAUAAACAAUUUCUGACAAUGGACACUGACGACGAGGAUGUCUUCGCUCUGAACGAAGAGGAGGACGUGAUAAUCGAACUCCCACAGACGUACAAUCCCGUCGAGGAGAACUUGAUAAGACAGUUGAAUGAGGUUGAGGAGCAAAUCGAGCGUGGAAAGAGGCAGAGCGAUGAAAUUAAGCUCGUCACUGAUAAAAUCCUCGAGAAACUCCACAGAAAGGCUCUGUACUACGACCCUGACAGCUCCACCUCCGACACCGAUUGCGAGCAUUAUGAUGAGGCUGGCGUACCGGUGUCGAAACGUCAGAGGAGGAAAAAAAGUGUGGGAACACAGGCGUUGAUUGUCACUGGAGUCUGGCAACGAGUUGUUGAUGACAAGUGGGUCAUUGGAGUCGAUCUUCAGAACACGUCGUCCCGGGUGCUGGCGAGUCCGAUUGUGUACGUGAUGAUAAAGGGUCAGGGGGAGUUGCAGGGUGUCACGUGCCUCUGGGAAAUGACCGAGGGGGCAUUGUCGAGGAGAAUAGACGAGUUGUGUCCAGAUGGUGGACAUGCGGUGGCCACUGUGGUCCUCGAUAUGCCGAUGUUCGAGGACUCGGAGAUUGUCGAGGGUCAUGGGGUCAUUAGCUAUGAUAUCGGGGGGUCUCAUCUGCAGGCGCCAAUCCACACCUUUCGGAUGUCCGCGGCGCAGGCCGUUGACAAGGCAAUGACACCCAGACAUUCGGCGGUUAUUGAAAAGAGCAUUCUGGCGAUAAAGGCAGCUUCCGUUGAGAAAAUCGUCAGCAUCCCGUUGGGGCAGGAUCUCGGGGAUAAAAUCAUGCGGUUCAUGGAGGAGAAUGCCUUCACCGAGAUCUUUCCUGAUGUGCAUGUGUCUAAGCAUAUCGGAACGUUCAGGCAUUGCAUCAUUGAGAUACUACUUGGGGAGGACGACGUCAAGUUGAGAAUUUUUGCGAGGUCGACAUCCCAAGUAAACAUAAUCCUCCACCUCCUGAAGGCUGAAAUUCUCGAAAUGACAGAGAGAAAUAAGCACGACAAAUUGCUCGAGGCGGCUAUUGCACUAGAACGAGAGAUCGAAUUGAGAUUGGAGGGUCUCAGCCCACGUGACAUACUCAACGCCAGUAUAGUCACUGACUUGCUCAUCCCAGAAUAGUCAAUUACAUAAUAACGAGCCCAGUCAUUAAGCCAAACUAUUCCCAUGUACCCAGGGUGUUUAUAAAAGUCAACAAGUAUUUUUCAAAUUAUUUAUUUUGUUAAACUAUAUAAAGCACAUAUUUUAUAAUAGAUGUUGCGAGUGAGUAGAGUGAGUUUGAGUGAGUGUGUGAGUUAAUGGAACUCGCUGAGCACUUUUCUUAUUAUUUUUUUGUUUCAUUUAUUAUUUCGAUAAAAAAUAUCAUCAUUACGACCGGCACAUUGUCACAACUUCUCAACCACAGUGACAUUUAUUUAAUCAGUGGUUCUUGUAUCCCUGAAGCUCUUGGCAUUGUCCGCCAGAAUAUCAAGCAUUAACAAUUUUAAUUAAAAUAUAUGGUAUUUCAAUGCAACAACUCUGUCGGUGUCCAGCUACACUCCAAAACGAUAAGAAUAAAUAUAUCUUGGUAUUU
Molecule: messenger RNA, 1650 nt
Organism: Diachasma alloeum
Lineage: Eukaryota; Metazoa; Arthropoda; Insecta; Hymenoptera; Braconidae
Exons: 4
Coding region: 72-1199 (375 amino acids)
Source: RefSeq, a predicted model, not a curated record